Molecule: messenger RNA, 1251 nt
Organism: Meyerozyma guilliermondii ATCC 6260
Lineage: Eukaryota; Fungi; Ascomycota; Pichiomycetes; Serinales; Debaryomycetaceae
Product: LIM domain-containing protein
Exons: 1
Coding region: 1-1251 (416 amino acids)
Source: RefSeq, a predicted model, not a curated record
AUGAUGCUGAUAAUACCCAGGACAACGAAAGGCACCGUCUAUCCGCAUGAACUUGCAAACUUCAAACGAGAUGUCGAAGACCACAAAGCAUAUACUCCGAUUUCUCCUCCGUUACCAAAUUCUGCUAGACAGGGUCCUCCCGAGUUACCCACAGCAUCCCCCACGGAGUUGGGGCUCGCUCGAUUUGAACCAUACAAAUCACCUGUGCCGGCUAUAGUCACAACCAUGGACGAUGGAACAGUUUUGCGGAACAGCACGGACUACGAGCAUUUUCUCAAGAGUGACAAUUUACCGCCUCGUUCAACCAUGCGUCAAAGUCAAUUUUCAACGGUUAGCUCGAUUAUUUCAAAAGACGGUGAAGCACAUUACGAUGACGACCAUGAAUCCGAAGAUGAAGUUGAGCGUGAAUUAGAAAGACAACUCAGAAGUUUAACUGUCGGCGACGAUGCUGAAGCGUAUCCUGCGCAAGCAGCUCCUACCGAAAGGAAAAUAGUUGACGCCGUGCCCACUAUAGCAUCUCCCAACUCCGAGUAUCCAAAUGAUUCGGAUGUUGAUCUCAAUACCGAAGAUAGUCGAAGACUGUCCAUCAAGCCCCUCAAAACUGAAAGAAUCAAGAGCAUACAAUCAGAGGUGAAACCUUUAAGUCCCAAAGUACACCAGAUUGACGAAGAACUUCGAGGCAUGAAUUUGGGACGUGAUCCAAUAAUUUCAAUACCUGAGGAUUUCGAAAAUAGUGAAGAGGUGUUUCCACCAGGACGAGGACCUUGUCGGAGCUGUAAAAGGAACAUCGAAGUUAAUGCCACCGGAAAAGAAAAAUCGGUUUAUUCUCGUACUGGAGAACUUAGUGGGCAAUGGCAUCGUGGGUGCUUUAAAUGUUCAUAUUCAGGUUGUAAAGUGACUUUCAAAAAGUCGGUGCCUUGUUAUGCAUUCAACGAUCGGCCAUAUUGCAACCACCACUACCACGAAGUGAAUGACAGCUUGUGUACCGAGUGCGGUAGUGGAAUCGAAGGUGAGUGUAUUGAAAAUGAGCUCCAGCAAAAGUGGCAUAUUUCGUGCUUGCGCUGUGAACAUUGCAGCCUGACUAUUCGAAGCGAUUACUAUCUCAUUAAUGGGACAACCUACUGUGAAACCGACGCGCUUGCCAUUAUCAAUGGCCAAUCUUAUAGCGAUGCAGAUGGAAACCUUCGUGGCCUUUCGACCACUGACCGCAUCGAAAAGAGGAGAACUCGGAUGAUGUAUGUGGAACUAUAA